UUAGAAGAAGAAGAAGAAGAAGAGUGUGUUUGUUGUUUGACUUCGUAAUCUGAAUUGUUUAUUUAUUUAUUUUUUUGCAAUUUGUACGUGUGUUUAUGUUUUGUCGUUUCUUUGGUGUCGUCGUGAGCCGGGUUGCACAUUAAGAUCAAACGGCGCAGACGAACCAGCGGGGUGCUAACGCUAGCUGGUUAGUAAGCUUGGUUAGUGAGACGACAGAUCGUAUUAGAAUGGAAGAAAAAAUUAACGACAAUGCUAUUAAGACGGACAGUGCGUCUGCUGAUAACACAGACGUCGCCGCCGCCGAUACAUUAGACAGUAUUGGGAAACAUUACACUUUUGAAGAAAUACAACUUCAUAAUGUGAGCAGUGACAUGUGGAUCGUCAUCCACGAUAAGGUGUACGACAUCACACGUUUCCUUGAAGAGCAUCCUGGUGGUGAGGAGGUUUUGAUGGAGCAGGCAGGUACAGAUGCCACAGAGAGCUUUGAGGAUGUAGGCCAUUCCACUGAUGCCAGGGAGACGCUUCAGCAGUACUACAUUGGCGAGCUUCAUAUGGGUGACCGACAAAGUGAGAAACCACAGGAAGAAAUGUGACUAAUUCAGAAGUGUCCAGGUGCUCUUGGAUCAUGUGGAUGCUACCUGCCAUUGGUGUCAUUAUUGCUGGUAUAAUGUACCGAUACUAUACAUUUGAACACAAGUCCUUUUGAGUGCUGGUAUACAAUUUUUAUCAUUCAUUUCUUCUGUAGGCCUUGAAAUGUUUGAUUAAAUUGUUGUCCCACUUAACAAAUGCACAAUAGGGUUGGCUGCAUCCUUUUCAACAGAAAUACAAGCAGUCUGAUAAAGUACCUUUGACCUUUUUACCUUGUCAGUGACCUCAUUCAGUAGACAGUUGGAUAUUGUCUUUUUGCUUUUCACUAUGCCAAUUUCUUAUUCUGCCAUUUAAUAUGCAUUUAUAUUCUGUGUUUGUUCUCUUAAGUUUGUGUGCACUCAGAGAAAGUAACGGCGAUGAUUAUGUAGCUGUUACGCUGAUUUAUGACUUCCAUUGCAUUUUUUUGUUGCUUUAGUUGAUGCAUGAGACCUUCUUCUUUGGACACUUUAAAGCAGUAAUUCAUAUUUGUUCUGGUGUCAGUGAAUGCUCAGUUGCAUUUAUGUUCUAGUUGAAAAUGCAAAAUUUGUUAAUCAUGUACUCUGUGGCCAGAAAAACUGACACGUUUUUACCAUACCAUUAAACUAUCAUUCAGUAAGUAUGACAGAAAUUAAAAUGUUCACUUUUCUUCAGUCUUGUCUUUUUAUAUGUGAAGCAAUAUUAGGAUACAUUUUGAAACUAAUUGCUGGAUGAGAUGUACUGAAUAGAUAUUAUUUAAAGUGGAUUUAAAAUUUCAUGCAAUUUAUUUAGUUACAAAUGCAUUGGAGCACAGUGUAUAUAAAACCUGUUGAACUAAAACAAUCUGCCAUCAGAAACAUGGACUCCAAUCUCCAAAUGACCAUGCAGCUCAAUCAGAACCUCUUUUGGCAUAGUAUCAAUGAUGAAAACAAAUUAUUAAUUUUGGUUUGAGUAAGUGUUGGUUACAGGACACUCUGAAUUAUACUUGGAACAGAUGUAACUGUUUUGCUGGUCACUGAGUAUUUAAAUACAGUGUCAUGUCUUUCUACAUAUUUAUUUUGGAAUAAUUGUCAUUUUUGGUAUAAUUCGUGGGGUUUUCUUUCUUUAGUCCUCUUUCAAAUUUGUGAAUAUUAAAGUGCAUCAACAAAGCAAAGUUGGUAGACUGAAUAAAGCAAUUGUAACUGCAUGAAGUUGAUCAUUUUCAUGAAUACCCUUGAAAGAUAAUCUAUUUCAAAUGUCACUGCCAUUAUACAACAUGUUUUCACAAUUUUGUUUCAUUGUAAUGCAUUUUAAUGUUAUAAUUUAAAUGACUGUUACUACCAGCUGUUACAGGAGGCUUUGAAUGUCAAAUAAAAUUGGUCAGUUGUGGGUAUCAUUUUAUGAAUUGGAAGAAAUAUUAGAUUAAGUACAGUACCAUUGCUUACAUUCACUAGGAAAAAAAACAUUUGGUGAGAAAGACCACAUUUUUAAUUACUUUACCACUGUCCAAACGCCUCGUAAGACUUGAGUGCUUAAGUUUCAACAUAACAUAUUGCAGUUUGCACAUGUGACAAAAAUGUUACACAACUGAUGUCAACAUAAAUUGUCAUAAGUAGCUCUUAGACCAUAAAGAUUUGCAGACUCUUUGUAUUUCAUCUGUCAAGGUUCUGUGCAAAUACACUGGCAUUUAAAAGGAAA
Molecule: messenger RNA, 2280 nt
Organism: Thalassophryne amazonica
Lineage: Eukaryota; Metazoa; Chordata; Actinopteri; Batrachoidiformes; Batrachoididae
Product: cytochrome b5
Exons: 5
Coding region: 228-593 (121 amino acids)
Cellular component (GO): membrane; intracellular membrane-bounded organelle
Molecular function (GO): heme binding
Source: RefSeq, a predicted model, not a curated record